CGUACGCAUAAGUAUUAUAUCGAGCGUACAAAGCAAACGCUAAAUUCUUUUUAUGUUCGCGGUAUGAGUUUUUCCUAAUUUUACAUAGCUAGUAUUCCGUUUUGCAUAGCUUGUAUUCCUGUUUUGCAUGACUCUGUAUUCCGGCAUUCCCACCUAUGCCGCACUGGUUGAACUACACGAUUGCGGAUUCUACCUGUGCAGAAGUAUCGAUCGUAAUGGUUUGUUUAGCAGUCAGCGUAUCGACAAAAUUCAGCAUCUGGUUGACAGUAUGCUUUGAGUAUUUUGCAAAGUACAUGAGUCUUCCAGAUCAUUUUCCACGGUGCAGCAAUGUCGCUUUUUGUGGAUCAAAAGUUAGAUUAUCCCCACCAAGUGUCAGGAUUUCCAGUCGGCUUAUCAUGGCAUUCAUCGUUAAAUACCAUUGCAUCCAUCUCUUACAACGACAACCUGCAGACUGGUUCGGUGCUGGUUUUUACUGAAAAUGGAGCAGUCGUUGCACUAUCGAAGCCCAGGAAUCGCAACAGCUUUCCAGAAUGUUUAGCCUGGCAUCCUACGAAAAACUGGCUCGUUGUUGGCUGGAAAGAUGGCAUGGUUUCCCAGUAUGAUUUCGAAAACGAAGGUGCACAUGAGCAUCUUGUCAGUAACAGCGCAGUAACAACUGUACUAUGGAAUGCGUCUGGAAACUUUUGCGUUGCUGUCAAUAAGAAUAAUCGAAUUUUUGGUUGGAUGGCCGGAAGCAAUGGCUUAUUCCUGCCUAAGCCAUCGUAUACAGCCGAUUCCCCGCAAAGUAUUUCCUGUAUCGUUUUCAUGGAGCGACUGCUGACUUACUCGCGAUCCAGGAAAUCUUUUGACAACACGGUUGGAUCGCUGGGCAUGCAGACCUCAUCCAAUCUCGAUGUUCUUGUCGGAGGAAAUCAAGGAGGUUUAUACAGCGUCACCGAUUGGCCAACAGUUACGGAAGUCAUACAGCUAGGAGAUGCAGUGAUUUCCAUGAAAUGUUUCGAAGUGGUUGGCAGUCGCAGUCGAACAGCGGUGGUGAUUACCGCUGCCAACCGUGUGAUACGCUACAGCAUUUCGUCAACUUUUGCACUGGAGGAAAAACUUACGAUUUCGCUAACAGGAAAAAGUCCACUGUCUUCGGUGUGUUGGUUGGGAAUUGAUCUUCUGGCUGUUGCAUCCGUGGAGGAUGUCAUUAAUAUCUGGGAUGUCAGCAAAGGCGAGAGUUUUCAGCUGGCAACCACUCAGCUGUGCAAAUCGGACACGACCGAACUCGUCCGAUCCGUGGCUUAUAAUUCCUUUUCCGGGACAUUGGCGGGCGCUACAAACAUCGGCAGCGUGCUGUUCUGGCAGAUGCACCCGAAUGCCCCCGACAACCAGACGUUUCGAUACGGAUUUUUCCCCUUGGGCUACCUGAAACUGACAGCGGAAGUGCGCACUUUCACCAGUAGUGCAGGCACUUCCGCUUUUGCGGCCAUCAGUGCCAAACAUGCCUACAUCCUGCAGCAGCGCCCACUGGCCUAUUCGUUUCUGUAUCCCUUUGUGGCUGUACAGUCAGCGGCUGAUGCAUUCUUCCUAGCCAACACCACUUCCCAGCGGGCAGCCAACGAAAAGGUCACCUUUGCGGUGGAUGGCCUUAUUGUUGGUGAAAAGACUGUGGUGGUGUGGGGAGAGAGUAAAGCGAUUCUGUACCAGAUAUCCAGUGAGACAGAGGAGCAAGGCUUCAAGCUGACGGAAAUGGGAUCAUUUGAGAAGAAAUACUUGGCGAUGGCGGUGCACGGCAGCAACGCUGUGGCUAUUACGAGCGACACGCUUAGUAUUUUAAGCAUGCAGGGGAUAACGAAAUUUGAGUUACGCGUGCAGUCAGUGGAAGGAGAUUUGCAGUUGCUCUCAGUGCGAAAUAGCAUGUGCGCUGUUGCCACAUCCGGUGGAUAUUUGAAAUUAUGGAAUCUAUCCAAAGUGGACACCAAACACUGGACGAAAUCUAAACUGAUCCGAGACAGUGUUCCGCUUUUUGGAGAAUUUUCGAUGAUCAACAUCAAUUCGGACGCUAGUUUCGUUGGAUUUCUCGUACAAAAGCUGGACAAAAUGCGGGAUACGUGUGUGUAUUUGUGGAAUACGGAACGCAAUGUCGUCCUUCACUAUGAGUGCUCACCAUCGAUUGAUCCUGCCGAAAAAUCUGUGACGUCCAAAAUAUCAUUAUGUACUAUUAAUAACGCCCGUCCGUUAUCCAUUGAAUGGCAAGGCGAUGAUCCGCGCAUGUUGUGUGCAUGCAUGGAAUCAAAGGACAUAAAAUCCGGAAAUGAAAAGAUUCACACUGUCAUUGCAACAUUUUUUUCUACAUCCGAGAAAGGACUGCUACUAAAUUCCAUUAUGACUUUAGAGGAUCCAGGACAAGUUCUAAUGUUAGGCUGUCAGAUCCCGUUUGUGUAUUUGUACACCAAUCCCACUACGGAUCCCGGCAAAUUAGCGAUUACUCGGCGAUUUUUACCGGAUUACUCGGGAUUUCAGCCGGAGAAUGUCGACGAUUUGAAGAUUGUGUUGGAUUUUAGCUAUUAUUCCUGUUUGGGUAAAAUUUCCGAAGCCUUAAGUGCAGCUAAAUCCGUAAAAAAUGUGAUGGUUUGGCAUCACUUGGCUCGGUUGUGUGUUCGUCUGGGAAAGUUGGACUACGCGAAAGUCUGUCUCGGCAAGUUGGGACGCGUGGAUUUACUUGAGGAUCUACGGCAUUUUGCCAAAGAUAAUGCUGACCCUGACCUCCAACUUGGCCGACUGGCAUUAAUGCUGCAACUUCCGGAAGAGGCGGAAACCAUGUUUCAACGAAAGGGAAGACCAGACUUAAUUCAGCAAUAUCGCCUAGCCAGUGGUGAUUGGAGUAAGGUGAUGGACAAUCUGUCCUUGUCGACCAUUGAUCGGCUUCGGCGUCGAGCUGUUCUCCAUAAUAUGGCACGGGAUGAUGUCCAGUUUGGCGAAGUUGAUGCAGCCAUAACAAGGUUAGUGGAAGCCAACUGCGAAGCCUUUGACGUGCCCAGGUUGAUGUUACGGAUGAAGCCAAAUGACUUGGAAAACUACAUCGAGAAGCAACCAAACCGGAAAAUCAUCACUUGGUAUGCUCAGUUGCUGGAGUCACAGAAUCAGCCGGUGGACGCUAUGGAAUACUGCCGAAAAGCCGGUGACAUUAAAUCCAUCGUGCGAAUGUUGACACAGACGGACCAGAUCGACGCCGCCAUUGAUUUGGUUAGAUCAUCUAAAAACUCCGCCGGAGCGUUUCAGUUGGCGCACACGCUUGAAGUAGAGGACGAAGUGGAUCCGCAGUUAAUCAUUGAGAUGUAUCUACUAUCCGAAGCGUAUUCCAGUGCCAUAAGGAUCUGCAUGCAAUACGAACUGGACGAUCAAAUUAUGCCGAUUGCGUUAAAAGGUGACAAACCAGGCAUGGUGGUAGCGGCGAAAUAUCUGGAACGCAGGGGAUACACUGAUAAAGCUAUCAGUCUCUAUCACAAGGCUGGAUAUCUGAGCCAGGCCAGUGAUUUAGCAUUCGAACAAGGCUAUUACACGAACAUCGAAACCAUUAGCGAAGAUAUUACCGAGCAUACCGAUCCUAAGUUAAUCGAACGAUGCGUGGAAUAUUUCGCUGGGAAUAACCAGGUGGAUCGCGCUGUACAAGUUCUACUUCGAGCCAGAAAAGUGAACGAAGCUGUUGAUCUUUCCAUUCGCUAUCAAAUGACGUUUGACGAACGAUUUAUCUCGACAAUCCUGGAACACAUUGCGGAAUCUAAAAUGGAUGCAUCCCAACGCGUGGUUGUUACAGAAAAAUUAGCGGGAAAAUGCUUGGAGCAAGGAUUGUAUCACGAUGCGGCGCGGAUGCUGAUAGAAAUUGGCCGACCGGAAGCUGCGAUGAACGCCAUAGCAAAAACCGGGGAUACCGACGCGAUCACACGAUAUAUUCGUAUCAUACGAGAUCCGACUGCUCUUACUGUUGCCGGUAAUAACCUUCAGGCUCAUCCGUGGCACCAGAAACGGGAGAUUUUUGACGCCAUUGUAUUGGCAUACAAGCGGGCUGGUGCGCAUCUGUACUUGGCCAGUUUCUAUGAUUCCUGGGGAGAGACGGCGUGCGAAUCCGACCAAUAUGACACCGCUUCCGAAGCAUUUGGAAAAAGCUUGGAUGUAAUGAAAUCUGUUAAUCCAACAAGAGAUAAUAGUGCUGAAUUGGAUAGAGCAAAAGAGGAGGUGGAAAUUAAGAAAAAAGUGGUGGAUUACUACCUUGAUGUUCGACACGAGGCAGAAAGUAAUGCUCCCGGUGCAGUUGCUGCCGCAGAAGAGCUUUUGAAACACACUAAAUGGGAUUCAGGAGUGCGCACCGGACAUGUUUUUGCUUUCUUAAUACGAAUGACUUUGAAAGAGCAGUCUUUUGCUAAGAGUCGAAAGUAUUUACAGCGGCUGAUGGACAGCUGCCCAGCAAGUCAAAGCCUUGCGGACUUUCUGGAUCAAAGUAUUAUCGAUAAAGUGACCCAACUGUGACUGCAGGGAAGCUGCACACAUUACCUACGGUACAAUCAGGAGUUGCUGUUUUUGGAAACAAGCGCGUUUCAUAUUGGUACUGUUUUCUCACUGCUGAUAGACAAACGUUACAAAAUAUCGUUUUCAACCUCUCACGGCAGUUUUAUUAAAAGUCGCUUUACGCUCUGCUUUUAGAUUGAUUGUAUGCCUUUCAGUAGAAUCUCAGCCGUCAUUUAAACUGGCGUUUAAUGGUCGUAACAGGUGGUGACGAAAACUCCCGUGUCUUUUGCAUUAAACCGCUGGUACUGUACUGCUAAAGCAGUAAAUCCAAAGCGCUACUACCUCAGCGCGACGCGUAAAACACUGUGAUAAAACUUAUUGAAAGCUUCGGUUCCCAGAGGAACUACAUUAAUUUUUUUCACCGUACUGAAUCAUGCCGAAUUCAUUCUGUCGGACCCAUGCGGUUGCAGUUCUACGGUACUACAAGUCCGCAGAGUGGGCAGUGCAGUCAUAAUGGAAUGUGCCGUGUCUUAGCAGCCGCUUUUCAGUAUCUUGACACAUUAAUUCUGUUUAAACCAGUUUUAAAGAAACUAAUUAGUAGUUAUUGUAGACCUAAGCUCCCGUAUAAAUUCAUUGGUGAAUACCACUGCCGUAUUCACCGUCGUAUUGGUGAACCUUAUUAUUAGAGCCGUGCCCUUAAAGAGUACUCGUACAAGUCGAUAAUAUAAUUGUGUUCAUACGGACUGUGAAUCUCAGAUAUUGAAAUAAUUUUUUCAUCAAUGAUUUAUCUUUUGUAUCCUUUUUCACGCUAAAAAUUGGUUGACCUUCCAGAAGCUUAUCGGUUUGGGUUAGUGUUAUCUGUUUUCCUUCGACUGAUUAUAACGACAU
Molecule: messenger RNA, 5376 nt
Organism: Paramacrobiotus metropolitanus
Lineage: Eukaryota; Metazoa; Tardigrada; Eutardigrada; Parachela; Macrobiotidae
Product: intraflagellar transport protein 140 homolog
Exons: 21
Coding region: 328-4509 (1393 amino acids)
Biological process (GO): intraciliary retrograde transport
Cellular component (GO): axoneme; intraciliary transport particle A; ciliary basal body
Molecular function (GO): protein binding
Source: RefSeq, a predicted model, not a curated record